AUGCGUGCCUCUACCCUCCUCUCCCUGGCUUUGGCUGCUGCCCCGGCCCUUGUCUCCGCUCGUGGUACUCUGGGUUUCUCCCUCGGUGAUAAGACUGCCAACGGUAAUUGCAAGACUACUAGCGAUUACGAGACCGAUUUCGAUAACUUGAAAGAUUUGGCUACUCUGGUCCGCACUUACUCCGGCACGGAAUGUGAUACCCCCAAGAACAUUCUUCCCGCUGCCAAGAAGAAGAACUUCAAGGUUGUUCUCGGUAUCUGGGUCGGCGCUCAAGACAGCGAUGACACAAGCACCAAUGACGCCUCGUUCGCGAAGGAUUUCGCCGCCCUGAAGAAGGCUGUUCCCGGAUAUGAGGAUGUUGUUGAGGCCAUCACCGUUGGCUCUGAGACUCUUUACCGUGGCGACCAGACUGGUCCCUCCCUGCACAACUACAUUGGUCUUGUCGCUAAGCAAUUCAAGAGUAUCACCGUUGGUACCGCUGAUAGCUGGAACAAGUUCGCCGAUGGUACCGCCGAUGACCUCUUCACUCGCGACACUGACGAUGCUCCCCUCGUCACCUAUGUUCUUGCCAAUGCUUUCGCCUACUGGCAGGGUACUACCGCUAAGGAGGCUUACAAGACCUACUUCGACGAUAUGUCUGGUGCCAUGUCGCAUAUCCAGAAGGUUGCUGGUACCAACUCAGAGAAGAUUCACGUCAUCAACGGCGAGACUGGCUGGCCUACUGAUGGUGGCUCUGACUACGAAGCCGCCAAGGCUGGUACCGACAAUGCCCAGACUUUCUGGCAGACCGGUGUCUGUGGUAUGCUCGCUUGGGGUGUUGACCUGUUCUACUUCGAGGCCUACGAUGAGUCUUGGAAGCCCGACAGCACCGGUGACAACGGCAAGGCCAUGGACGAGAAGCACUGGGGUCUCAUGACCGCUGAUCGCAAGAUCAAGUUCAACACCACCUGCCCUCACUAA
This is a messenger RNA of Penicillium angulare, 960 nucleotides long. It is a transcript of the gene bgt1, whose product is annotated as 1,3-beta-glucanosyltransferase Bgt1. Gene Ontology annotation, molecular function: 1,3-beta-glucanosyltransferase activity; glucan endo-1,3-beta-D-glucosidase activity. The record is from RefSeq and is a predicted model, not a curated record. The transcript has 3 exons. Gene Ontology annotation, biological process: cell wall organization; carbohydrate metabolic process. Gene Ontology annotation, cellular component: fungal-type cell wall; extracellular region; cell surface. NCBI's taxonomy places the organism in Eukaryota, Fungi, Ascomycota, Eurotiomycetes, Eurotiales, Aspergillaceae. Bases 1 to 960 code for a protein of 319 amino acids.